This is a messenger RNA of Conger conger (European conger), 8109 nucleotides long. RefSeq names its product kinesin family member 26Ab (gene kif26ab). The record is from RefSeq and is a predicted model, not a curated record. Gene Ontology annotation, molecular function: microtubule motor activity; ATP binding; microtubule binding. NCBI's taxonomy places the organism in Eukaryota, Metazoa, Chordata, Actinopteri, Anguilliformes, Congridae. Gene Ontology annotation, biological process: microtubule-based movement. The transcript has 17 exons. Bases 1 to 6102 code for a protein of 2033 amino acids.
AUGGCUUUACAAAAGUCUUCGGGGUCCUCUGGGGCUGGCAAGCCGAACCCCAGCCUGAUUGACCUGGGCACGUUUUUCGUGGACUCAGAUAUCAUUUUUGGAUUUACAAGUCACCUUCUGAGAAGAAAAGCAAAGGUUGAAGGAUGCCCCAGCAGAGAAUCCCCCUUCUCGCUGGAACUCAAUCCCAGGAAGAGGCUCCAUUCAGCGGAGGAAGCCCUGUGUGGCAGCCGGCCACCCCCGGAGGGAGCCGGGUCUAGAAGGGACCUCAAGGGGAACUUGUGCAAACAAUGUCAGAUGAAAGUCACAGAACUGAAGAGGCAAGCUCUUGCGCUGGCUGAUCCAGCAUCACUGAAGGACCCAGGCUUCGCCACAUUCCUCUUCGACAAGCUCCAAGUGCCUCAGUACCCUCCGCACGGGCGGCAUGAGGGGACCCGCUGCGAGGUCUGCUCCACCCCGCUCCACCAGCUGAGACAGCAGGCCCUCCAGACCAUCCUGGCCGUGGGCAAAGACAUGCCCGAAAUGCCCCCCGGCGCCCUCUCCGGCCUGCCCCCUCGGACCGCCGGCCACGGCGUGGUCACCCUGUCCUCCUCCCGGGACUGGGCCGUGCCCGGCGGGAGACAGCCCCCGAAACCCCACACCCUCCUGUCCGGGCCCGAGAGACGCAGGGGCCUGGGCUGGCAGCAGGGCACCGCCGCGGGGCCCAAAUCCAGCGUGCAGGUGACGGUGGGGACCGGCCCCCUGACCAGCACCCUCAGCUCGGUCACCAUCCAGGCCCAACAGUACCUGGAGGGCAUGUGGAGCAUCUCCCGCGUCAACAACUUCCUGCCGCAGCCCUGCCUGACGCAGGGCCUGACGGCUGACCCGGAGUGGGGAAGUGUGGCCCCCGAGGCCCCCAGUGCCAGUGUGAGCAGCUGCCAGCCGCCUGCACCCCAGGGGACCCCCGUCCAGCCGCCGCAGGGCGCGGUCGGGCCCCCCGGAUCGGCCCAGGGCACUUCCGCCGCGGCCUCCUUCUUCAUCAGGGCAGCCCAGAAGCUGAACCUCUCGUCCAAGCGCAAGAAGCACCAGCCGCCACUGCCGCUGUCCCAGGAGCCAUCCAUCUACCCCACCAGCUUCAGUGGCAUCCUGCAGGUGUCCCCGCCCCCGGCACCCCCAUGCCUGCUCCGGGCCGUGUCAAAGGUCAAAGACAACCCAGGAAUGGGGAAGGUGAAGGUGAUGAUGCGCAUCUGCCCCUCUCUGGGGCCUCACGACACGUCAGAGUCCAUGUCCUUCUUGAAGGUGGACCCGCGGAAGAAGCAGCUGACCCUGUACGACCCCACGGCCAGCGCGCACUCCAACUCAGGGCACCGACGCGCCGUGGUGUCGGCCCCCAAGAUGUUCGCCUUCGACGCGGUCUUUACCCAGGACGCCUCGCAAGCUGAGGUGUGUUCAGGGACGGUGGCGGAAGUCAUCCAGUCGGUGGUGAACGGCGCAGACGGCUGCAUCUUCUGCUUCGGUCACGUCAAGCUCGGCAAGACCUACACCAUGAUCGGCAAAGACAGCUCCACCCAGAGUCUGGGCAUCGCGCCCUGUGCCAUAUCCUGGCUCUUCAAGCUCAUCAACGAGCGCAAGGAGAAGACGGGCACACGCUUCUCCAUCCGCGUGUCGGCCGUGGAGAUCUGCGGCAAGGACGAGACGCUGAAGGACCUGCUGUCCGAGGUGGCCAGCGGCAGCCUGCAGGAUGGACAGUCCCCCGGGGUCUACCUGCGCGAGGACCCCAUCUGCGGAACUCAGCUCCAGAACCAGAGCGAGCUGCGCGCCCCCACGGCGGAGAAGGCCGCGCUGUUCCUGGAUGCAGCCAUCGCGGCGCGCAGCACCAGCAGGCCCGACUGCGACGAAGAGGAGCGCCGCAACUCGCACAUGCUCUUCACCCUGCACAUCUACCAGUACCGCAUGGAGAAGAGCGGCAAAGGAGGAAUGUCUGGCGGGCGGAGCCGACUUCACCUCAUCGACCUAGGAAGCUGCGAGAAGGUCCUGAGCAAGAGCCGGGAUGGAGGCGGGGGCCUGUGUUUGUCACUCACCGCCCUGGGCAAUGUCAUCCUCGCCCUGGCAAAUGGAGCGAAGCACGUACCUUACAGGGACAGUAAGCUAACGAUGUUGCUGCGGGAAUCUCUGGGGAACAUCAACUGCAGAACCACCAUGAUUGCCCACAUCUCUGACUCCCCGGCCAAUUAUGCCGAGUCGCUCACCACCAUUCAGCUGGCCUCCCGCAUUCACCGCAUGAGGAAAAAGAAAUCCAAGUAUGCAUCUAGCUCCUCUGGUGGGGACAGCUCUUGUGAAGAGGGGCGAAUUCGCCGACCACCCCACCUAAGGCCCUUCCACCCUCGGACAGUGGCCCUGGACCCAGACCUACCAGCUUUGGUCAGUGACCCAGACUACUCCUCUAGCAGCGAGCAGUCUUGUGACACAGUCAUCUAUGUAGGACCAGGGGGCGCUGCUAUUUCUGAUCGUGAACUCAGUGACAACGAGGGCCCACCUGCUUUUGUUCCCAUCAUACCCUCACUGAACAGGAGGCGUGUGAAAGAACCAGUAGAUCGGGACCACUUCAAGUGCAACACAUUUGCUGAGCUUCAGGAAAGACUUGAGUGCAUUGAUGGCAGUGAGGAGCCUAACUCCUUCACAGGGGAGGGCAGGGGGUCUCAGACAGGUGCCAAAAUGGACAGUGGAGUAGCAGCCAAAGUUAAAGAGGGGGUUUCUGUUUCCCUAAGAACUUCUGCCAAAGCAUCCUCCCAGGAGAACAUUUCUCCUCACUGCAUAGCAACUCACCCCACCAACAGCACCCCUGCAAUGUCUAAAAUGGAACAUUCCAAAUGGCCUGGUGCCACCUCUGAAAGGGGCAUAUCAGAGAACUCAAGCCGUACAAGUGCAGAUGGGGAGAAAGUGCUGGUUUCUGAUGGCCAGACCAGCAGCUACAAACAUGGUGGCGCAGCGUCUCAAGACUCUGAGCCGGUGGUGCGUGAGAAGGUCUACUUCAACAAGAAGCCACUCCCAAAAGCUGCUCCUCCUCCCCCCCAGCAGAGAGAGCCUAAGAGGCUAUACCCCGAGACUGAGGGCAGCUCCGCUACCAGGAUUCCCCCUGUAGGGAUGAGCCACCAAGCUAUGAAAAGGGGAGAAGCCGGGGGCUCUCCAGUCCUGGCCAGAGCCCACCAUAUGAGCAGGACCCCACUGGAGGUCAGCCACCUCCGCUCAACCUUGAGAGGGAGGUGUUUUGACAGGGAUAUCCUGAGGACCACUGUGACCCUACAACAGCCAGUGGAGCUGAAUGGAGAGGAUGAACUGGUGUUCACAGUGGUUGAGGAGCUGUCCAUUGGCGGCAUCAUUGACAACGGACGGCCCUCUAGCAUUAUUAGCUUCAAUAGUGACUGCUCUUUGCAGGCCUUGGCCUCAGGCUCACGUCCAGUUAGCAUCAUCAGUAGUAUCAAUGAUGAGUUUGAUGCAUAUACCUCCCAGGUGGGUGCUUCUGGGGUUAAUAUAGAGAUGGUCACACCUUUGCAGGAAGAGCCUUUCCACUGCAUUGGCAGUAGGCGUUCCUCUAUCGGCUCCUGGCUUAGUGAAGUUAGUGUAUGCACACUGGAGAGUGAAGGUGCACAUUCCGCAGAGAGCUUCAUACCACAGUCUAAGCACAUUGGUCCUGAGGGUACUUUCUAUUUGGAUUCCCUCAGCAUGUUCGACAAGGAGCCCUUCUCUCCUAAGGAUGCCAAGAGCUCCCUGAAUGACAGUGGCUUUUGCUUCUCAGAAUUGGACAGUGACAGUGCCACGUCCAGCAAACUCUCCCUGAGUAUGACUAAGUGCCCACCAUCCCCUGACUCUACCAAAGCAUCCACACGAGGUUCUAAACUUACAAAAAACUGUACUCUCAACACUUCUCAACCCGCACAGAGUCCGCAUGUUGUUCACUCCAGUCUUCCCAGGAAAAUGAAACCUACCUCAUCUGUCCCCCAGAGUAGCAGCAACGGCGGCAACAGCCGUGAACUGCAGAGACAGGAAGGCAAGCCAGAUGAUCCUUGGUUGCGCAUGGGCAGUCACUCACAAUCUCAAAGUUCAGAGACUGUCUCUUCUACCAAGUGUUCCAGGAACGGCACAAGUGGUAUACCCUCCAGGAAGCCAGGCUUGAACAGCAACAGUGUACCUCGACCACCCAAAACACAGGGGUCUACCUCAUCCCAGAGAGUGGUGGAUGGCUGUGAAAAGUCUAGCAUCAAGAAAGCAGAGACUCCUAGUAAAAUGCCUCAGUUCCGGAGAGGGGCAACCACACUGGGCACCGUGCCUGUCAUCCACAGUUCCCCUGAGUCCAAAGGGAAUCUAGAUGCCACAUCAGCGACUGGAAGCCUCAAGUUCUCCUCCUUGGGAAAGAAAACUAAUGGACAGAAAGGUAUGCUUUCUAAGCCUGGUAGCGUCCCUCCCCCUGCUCCACCAGUCCGUAAAUCCAGCCUAGAUCAGAAGAACAGGAUCUUGCUGCCCCCAAGUGCCUUAAAGUCUGCAGGUAUUGAUGCAGGAAAGUCGUCAGCACCUAGGGCAACAGCAUCAGAAGAUGAACUUGAUGUACGACUCCGAGUGGACUCCAGUAGCUACAAAACAUCAAGCUUAAAGGCUGACUAUAGCUCAGUCAAAGCAACAUCUAGUCUAAAGAGCAGGGGGGGCAAAGGAGAUGGUGGACAGUGCUAUGGUAGUCAGAUUUCUCUGGAGAGAUGUGACAGCUUGACGUCAGUUGGGUCCAAACCUGUACUCAGUAGAGAGAAUAGUGGUGCCAGCUUAGGCAGCAAUGGCAAGUCCAGCAGGUCUAUACCAAGACUUGGAAUACCAACCUCUGCCUCCACCCCCACUGCUACAUCUCCACCCUCCUGUGCUGCACCAGGAACCCCAGGCAAAACAGGGCAGAUUAAAGGCAGUGUCAUCUCCAAGCCAAUGGGUAUAAAUGGAAACAAGGCUCGUGGCCUGUCCUCAAGCAACUCCAAGGCCUUGAGCUCCUCCACCAAAUCUCUUGCUGCUCCAACCACACGCAGUGCUAACCUUCCCCCCUCGGGGAAGACAGCGACACGGUCUGUGACAGGGGUCAGUGGUAAACCUGGGAGGGGAACCAUCAUGGGCACAAAGCAAGCUAUCCGUGCAGCCAACAGCAGAGUCAGCGAGCUGGCGUCGGGCAGCCCCGGAAAGCACUUCAGGGGCUCCGGGGACUCGGACAGCGGCAACGACAGUGGGGUGAACCUCAGUGAUGACAAGACCUCCAUCCCCAUGCUGCCAUCCCCCUACAGUAAGAUCACAGCACCAAGAAGGCCUCAGCGCUACAGCAGUGGGCAUGGCAGCGACAAUAGCAGCGUCCUGAGUGGGGAGCUUCCUCCAGCCAUGGGCCGCACUGCACUCUUCUACCACAGCGGGGGCAGCAGCGGCUAUGAGAGCAUGAUCCGGGACAGUGAAGCCACUGGCAGUGCCUCCUCUGCCCACGAUUCCAUGAGCGAGAGUGGCGUGUCCUCUUCUGGCCGAACCAGGGCUUCUAAGUCCCCCAAGAAGAGGUCUAACGGCCUCCAGCGGCGGCGUCUGAUCCCGGCUCCUCUGCCCGACACCUCGUCUCUUGGGAAGAAGGCCAGUGCCACGGGCCAGUGGGUGGACCUGCCCCCAUUGCCCGGGACUCUGAAGGAGCCCUUUGAGAUCAAAGUGUAUGAGAUUGACGAUGUGGAGCGACUACAGAGGAGACGACAAGAGGAUGCAGCUGAGCAGCCAUUCCAGGAUGUUGAGAAGGGCCUGCUGUAUUUCAACACUAAGCUGAAGAUUCUGGAGAGGCGGCAGCAGCAGAUCCAGGACCUGCGGGUCAAGCACGACAUGCUCAAAGAGGAACUGGAGGACACCAAGCGGAGGCUGAUGAUGGAUCCCAGCAAGUGGACAGGAGAGUUUGAGGUGGACCAGGAUUUGGAUAAGGAGUCACAGGAGUAUCUGGAGGCCCUGGAGCAGGUCACAGACGAACUGGAGUACUGCGUCAACCUAUGCAAGUCGCGCGUAAUGAUGGUGACGUGCUUCGACAUUGGGGUGGCAUCGGACGUUCAAGAUGGUCUGCGAGAAGUCGAAGUGUGAGAGUGCGACAGAGGGAGAGAGGGAAUCCAGAAAGUCGACAAGGAAGGAUGACGAAGUGUAGCAGUGAGUUUGUAGAUGUGCCAAGAACGAGGCAACAGGAUGGCGCCCCACAGCCAAAAGACAGAACUAAAAUGGGCGUUGAACAUGGGAAAAGCCACAUGGGGGAAAGGGGUUUUUCUUUGUGCAAAAAGAAAUCUUCACGUUGUUGGACAGACAGGAAUGGAGCAGGACUUUUGAACAAGCAGCAAAGUUUCUACAUUUUCUGCGUUGGCGAGACAGAAAGCAGAUGUCAUAAACCAAUUCAUUUCACUACAUCCGAAAGUGCCUUUUUCUUAAGACUGUUUUCAAGUGAAUAUUUUUUGUAUUGGUGCUAGUAUUAAAACCAGCAUACCUAAGCAAACCCUAAACAUAUUCCUUUUAAGAAAAAUAAACGUAUUUUAUAUUGUAUUGUAUAGUGUAUUUAUAUGAUUAUACAGUAUGUAAAAAUAUCAUUUUAGGUAAGAAAAAAUAAAUAAAAGGAAAAAAAAAAUUAAAGCAAUAAGUUAAUGUUAUUGCAUCCCAAACUUUGCCUUUCUCAUGCUCAAACCUCAAGUCAACGUGUGCCCGUGGUCAUACAGCCUCUAAGACCUUAGGUUUCUGUCCACUUUGGUUUCUCUUAUAUGGAUGGCUAACCUUUUAACAGUACUGCAUUAUUUUGUCAAUGCCUCGACUUGCUGUCAUAACUACGCCUUGGUCGGCAGUGUUGCAGAAUCCCUUCGGCUUUUUCGUUUGCCUUGAUUGAGAUGGUUGCCGGCGGAUUCGCACAACACGAGAAAGCAAACCUGUUGUUGGGGGAGUGCUUGCCCUUGUUUAUUUAAAUGGAGAUGUGGCAUUGGCAGCCCAUUAAUCCUGAGGGCCAGGCCGUUCCCAACAGGAGGCCCACAUGAUUCAUGGCUCCACAAGCGCCUGUACUCUGCAGCGCAAGGGCCAGCCCCGCCCUGAGAAAUAGCCCUGCACGCAUCGUGGUUCUUCCACAAGCCUGUUUCGUUACAGUGGCUCUGAGGUGGGGUUCUUCUGGGUGAGCAAGGGGCAGAGGUGAGAUACCAUAAGGAAGGUCCCAGGCCAGUCUAUGCAUUCCACCACUUUUGCUCCAACCAAGAACCUCAAAAUGUCAGUGUUAGCACAAAUGUCUUGACCAGUUUCGAUGCUUCACAGUUCCAGUGUCCAACAGGACCCUGGUCCAAACCGUGUUACAGAGCGCUUGCCUUUCAUUUCUUCUAGUUUUUUUUAAACGGCGCUACACUGCCAAUGCAGCUGAGGAGGCGUACCAGUUCAGGACUGCAUCUUUCUGUUAAUACACGCAUAUCCUCAAAUCAGCCGGUCCCCACCCAGAAUGAUGGCAGUUUCCUGUCAGUGGCCUGAGAUGUGAGAAUCUCCAGGUCCAAGCAUGAGGAUGCAGUCAUUCAAUUUGCAGCCGUGAGAUAUUGGGGCCAUGAACAAAUGACAUCGUAAUUACAGCAAAAUGUAGCUGCCAGUAUGUUUUUGUGUUCAUUUGUUUUCUCUCUGAAUGAACUCAAUACACAGGCUAUGAACUGUUCGGUUUUUCAGAGGUAGAGACAAAAACCCUGGCUUGUUUGUUGUUUCUUUUGGUUUAGAUUUUUAUUAUUUUGUAAUAAUUCUGAACUGAUUUUGUUUUUCUUCUUUUAAUACGAAUAUACUCUCAGGCCCUUUCUGAAGAUGCUGCAUGAGAUUUUUAUUCAUCUUUUUGUAUUACAUUGUUUUGGUUUUGCUCUUCUUUUGUAAUAAAAUCCCUGGCUUUCACUGAUGCGUGGUCAGUUAUCUGAGCUGACUAUUACCAAACAUUUUUUAAGAAUGAUUUUAAAAAUGUAUGUAAGGCCACAUUUCAUAUCAAAUCAUAUUUUCAAAUGUCCUUGGUUUUGUAUAGGGUUUUCAAAUCCUGUGUAUAAAUGUAUGAUAUGGCAGCUUGCAUUGACUUUUACUUGUGAAUAAAUAAUAUGUUCAUUCUUA